Messenger RNA from Staurois parvus, 406 nucleotides. NCBI's taxonomy places the organism in Eukaryota, Metazoa, Chordata, Amphibia, Anura, Ranidae. The record is from the annotation of a GenBank genome assembly.
GUGCCACUUUCAGGUCUCCUCACACUGCUGGUGUGUUCCAUUUUUUGUCAUAGGGUGCUGGCAGAUUACGGGCCUCCCAUAGCUGCUGCCAGGCCCCUAAUCUGCCAUGGGCCCCUGUACCGCCUCCUCAUGCUGCUGCCAGGUCCAGAGUCUCUCAUGGGUCCCUGUACGGCCUCCCAUUGCUGCUGUCUCCAUCGCCACACUCUGCCAUGUGCCACUUUCAGGUCUCCUCAGAACACUGCUGGUGGUUUCCAUUUUUGUCAUAGGGUGCUGUAUGGCCUCCCAUUGCUGCUGCCUCCACCGCCACACUGUGGCUCCACACUCUGGUUUUGGCCCCGUGACUGCCCAAAUGAGUGAAGUGUGCGGUGAUUCUAAGAUCGACGGCACUCAUCUGCAUGUCAUACUG